UUUUCUUCGGGGGAAUACCUGGUAAUACCCAAAGGACUUGGCCUAUAGCGCAUCUACCAGAAAUAGAAUAUCAACAUUUCCGUGCAGAUGCUCGUGGGGUGACAAGUUCUCAAAUUAGGUAUGAUGACAGUAUGACGUUGUCCUCCUCUCUGCCCUGAUAAUGUACGAGGUGAUGCAGGGAGACACUACCACCCUGUCCUGGAAGCUACCCAGCCCCGGCCACAACGACGGCCCACAACAGAGCCCCUUCAGCGGGGAUGGAGGACCUACUAAGAUCCUUAAAGUUUGUUUCUGCACCAACAACACCCUGGGGAAGAACUUCAAGCUGGUCAAGUGUGACAGCUCCUGGCAGAUCAGGGCUAUAGUCCAGUCUAUCCUGACCAGUGGUAGGCUGGGUCCUAGCAUCCAGUAUAAAGGCUGCUAUGGUCUACUGCUGAAGCACCUGAAGUCAGACGAGCUCCACUGGCUCCAUCCAGACCUGACCGUGGGGGAGGUGGAGCAACGCUAUGAGAGUCAUCACGUGGAGGCAGAGUGGAGGUAUGAUCUGAGAGUCCGCUACAUUCCAGUCAACUUCCUGGAAAAGUUUAAACAAGACAGAACCACAUUUCUGUAUUUCUAUCAACAGGUGCGUAGAGACUACAUGCAGUACCAUGCCAGUAAAGUCAGCGAUGGAAUGGCCCUGCAGCUGGGCUGUCUGGAGAUUAGGAGGUUUUAUAAAGACAUGAACGCUAAAGGUCUGGAGAAAAAGUCCAACUUUGAAGUGUUAGAGAAGGACGUGGGGCUGAACCUGUUCUUCCCACAGGAGCUCAUUGACAGCAUGAAGUCUCGUCAUCUUCGUAAGAUGAUCCAGCAGACGUUCCAGCAGUACGCUACUCUGAAGGAGGAUGAGUGUAUGGUUAGCUUCUUCCAGACACUCACCGACUUCAUCACCAUUGGUGAAGAGGUCUACCCUUGUGAACUGGUGCAAGGCUGGAGUCUGUCAGUAGAGCUGGUGAUUGGAGCCAGGGGCAUUCGCCAACGCACCCAUAAAGACUCAGUGCCUGUGUGUCUAGCGAACUUCAAACAGAUCAAGAGCAUCAAGUGUUUAUCUCAGAGUGACAACAAAGCCCUCCUCAAUCUUGACAUAGACGGAGCCAGACAGCCUCUGUCUAUCAACGUGACUAAGUUUGCGAUGGCAGAGAACAUGGUGGACCUUAUUGAUGGUUACUGUCGUUUGGAGCACGCCACUGACGAGUCGUUCAUCGUCAGACCAAACAAAGACGCCAAUCUACGAAGUUCCCUUCCAGAUCUACCAACAAAUCAAAUGGCAAACACAGGUUGCUUCAGAUAUAGCACGGGAUCUGAAAUCUACGCUGAGAUUGAUGAACGACCGCGGUCUGUGGUGAAGUAUGGAAUCGACAGAGAUGAAAUUGUUCUGGGACGGAUACUUGGCGAGGGUUUUUUUGGGGAGGUCUAUGAAGGAAUGUACAAGAAAUCGAAUGGGGAGAGGCUAAGCGUGGCGGUGAAGACGUGUAAAGACUCUUCACCUGACAUCAUGGAGAAGUUCAUGAGUGAAGCAGUGAUCAUGAAGAACUUGAAGCACCCCCACAUCGUCAGUCUGAUCGGUGUCAUAGAGGAAGACCCUGUGUGGAUUGUCAUGGAGUUAUACCAGUAUGGAGAGCUGGGCAACUACCUAGAAGAGAACAAGCACAAGCUGACCAACAUAACGCUGGUCCUCUUCAGCCUGCAGAUCUGUAAAGCUCUGGUCUACCUGGAAGGAAUCAACAUGGUGCACAGGGACAUAGCGGUGAGGAACGUGCUGGUGGCCACAGCAGACUGUGUUAGGCUGGGAGACUUUGGUCUGUCCAGAUACAUCGAGGAAGAAGAAUAUUACAAGGCUUCAGUGAGCCGAUUACCUAUAAAAUGGAUGGCUCCAGAAUCCAUUAACUUCAGACGCUUCACAACGGCUAGUGAUGUCUGGAUGUUUGCGGUGUGUAUGUGGGAGAUCCUGAGCCGAGGGCAGCAGCCUUUCUUCUGGUUGGAGAACCGUGACGUCAUCAUCCAGCUGGAGCAAGGCAUUAGACUACCCAAACCUGACGACUGCCCUCCUGCCCUCUACUCCCUCAUGACACGCUGCUGGUCCUACAACCCCCGCGAGAGACCCUCUUUCACAGAGCUGGUCGUUAAGAUCAGUGACGUCCAUCAGAUGGAGAAGGAGCAGGAGGCAGAGAGAGAGAGGGACAGAAAACGCUCCAACAAGUUCUUUGACACCAAGUUCGACUUCAACGAGCCUCCUCCUAAGCCCUCCAGGAUGAAACCUGGGGGUCGUUUUGGUAACAAUAUUGGCCUGCAUGUUCCGCUGAAUGAGGCCCUGUGUGCCAGCUCUCCAGACCUGGUCAGUCCCUGUGAAUACUACACUGCUGUAGACUCUAGGAGCAACACAGUGGUGGUGCCCAUGAUGCCUCCACGACGAUGCAGUAUGGGGGAGGGUGAGUUCAUUGUGGAGCCGUCCAGUAAGGAGGACGCCCAGCGGUUGUGGCAGAUGGAGAGACAGCGUAUGCAGGAGACGAUGAGACAACAGAAACAACAGAUGAUGGAGGACAACAAGUGGCUGACCAAGGAGGAGAGACUCCUGGAUCCCAUGAGACAGGAGGACGCCACCAGCCCACUGUCACCUGAAGCUGAGACUGAACAUGCCACGCCAGACAAGCCCCCACGUCUCACCGCCCCCACAGCCCAGGCCGCCCCCACAGCAGAGCUGGACCGGUCAGAUGACCAGGUGUACCAUGCGGUCAUGGAGCUGGUCAAGGUGGUGGUACAGUUCAAGAACGAUGUCAGCACACUACAGCCUGAACAAUACAUCAACAUAGUGAAGUCUGUAGGGCUGACCUUGCGGAGUCUGAUCCACAGUGUGGAUGAUAUUCUACCUACCCUGCAUGGAUCCAUCAGGACGGAGAUCGAGGGCACGCAGAAGCUGUUGAACAACGACAUGUCAGAGUUGAUCAGUAAGAUGCGUCUGGCCCAGCAGAACGCCGUCACCUCUCUGAAGGAAGAGUGUAAGAAACAGAUGCUGACCGCAGCACACAACCUGGCCAUGGAUGGGAAGAACCUCCUGGAUGCUGUGGACCAGGCCAGGGUCAGGGCCAACCUGGCCAAGCCCAAACCGGAGACCCCAUAGUGGGGUAAAUACCCACAGGACACCCCCUCUGGAUGGAUGGAUAAUUUCCAAGUGUGUUUUUUUUUUUUCUUCUUCAUUGGAGGACAGGUCAGAACCAAACAUGUUGCGACUGAUUGGAUGGACAUCAGUGACUUGCAGGUACAAUUGUCGAGAUAAGUGCCAUCAAUAUGACUGGCAUCAAUAUGACUGGCAUCAGUGUGACUAAAAAUGUAAUGUCAGGAUUGAAAUGGACAGAAAAGAGGACUUCCUCGUGUGAUAUCUGUUUAUAAUCUCAGUGCUUUAAAUUAAAGACGUGCUCUGGAA
Messenger RNA from Salvelinus namaycush (lake trout), 3460 nucleotides. RefSeq names its product protein-tyrosine kinase 2-beta-like. Bases 161 to 3157 code for a protein of 998 amino acids. The transcript is spliced from 29 exons. Lineage: Eukaryota; Metazoa; Chordata; Actinopteri; Salmoniformes; Salmonidae. Gene Ontology annotation, molecular function: ATP binding; protein tyrosine kinase activity. Gene Ontology annotation, cellular component: focal adhesion; cytoskeleton. The record is from RefSeq and is a predicted model, not a curated record. Gene Ontology annotation, biological process: protein phosphorylation; signal complex assembly.